Aedes aegypti (yellow fever mosquito) is the source of this 2048-nucleotide messenger RNA. Its product is annotated as PDZ and LIM domain protein Zasp. Lineage: Eukaryota; Metazoa; Arthropoda; Insecta; Diptera; Culicidae. Gene Ontology annotation, cellular component: stress fiber; filamentous actin; Z disc. The record is from RefSeq and is a predicted model, not a curated record. Gene Ontology annotation, molecular function: actin binding; muscle alpha-actinin binding. The transcript is spliced from 7 exons. Gene Ontology annotation, biological process: muscle structure development; actin cytoskeleton organization. Bases 214 to 1419 code for a protein of 401 amino acids.
CUGCCGGUUGGUUCAUCUUCAUUAUGUUGCAGCAGGUUGACCGCAGUGGUAACGUGAUCUUGCUUUCGAUUUGAACUUUCGUGACGGAUAAUAUAGGAGACAUAUUGUGCCAAGUGAUCGAUACAUAUUAGAGCGAACAAAUUUUAGUAGUGUUCCAGUCCUAGAAGAAAGGGAAGUUUUACAGUGUAGAUAAUACAUACUUGAAGGGUCAAAAUGGUGCUGGAUAUCGCCCUAUCGAGAUACGACAAUACAACUCCAUUCGGAUUUAAGCUCAUCGGUGGAGCAGAUUUCGAUGUUCCGCUGCAGGUUGUCAAAAUUAUACCCGGAAGCAUUGCCGAGGAGGUCGGGAUGUAUCUCGGGGACGUAGUGGUACGCAUCAAUGACAUUCCGACAAGCAACAUGUCGUACUACGAUGCCCAUCAGCUGUUGGCCUGCGCAGGGAAUCGAUUUGUGCUUGGAAUUUUGAGAGCCCGCGAGAUUCCACCUCAGCAACGGGCAAUUGUCAAGGAGAAGACUCCGUGUGGCGAAGCAGACUUCAACAGCAUGCCGAAACCUUUCUGGUCUGCCGGUGCUUUCGGUGGUGCUCCGCAAACCAAAGAAGAGCGGGAAAUCGAGCAGAAAAUUUCGGACGUACCCAUAACCGACGAGCAAAUUGCAGAAAUUCUUUCAGGUGAAGCCGAAGUUCUGAAGCAGCACAACGUAAUUGGGGUCAACUUCAAGAAGAUGAUCCCCACGUCGGGAGUAUUCAAGCAAAGCGAAGUGUUCAAAACUCUCAACAGUGAACUCGUUCAAGCGGAGGAGGAUAAAGACAAGAAGUGGACUACGUUCAUGCAGAAGCCGAGCCGACCAGCCCCGAAGACCCGCGAGGAGCGUAUGCGCGAGCUAAACCCACCGACGGAGCGCUAUCAGAGUUCGGAAAGUUCGUCCCAGGCAGGAAUCGUAGAAGAAGGGGACACCAGAACGGCGGUACAGAAUGAGCUGAAGUUGCAAGUCGUCAAGAAGAAGAAGAAGGCUGUCAGCGCUUUUGGACCAUUGACUCCACAAGAACGACCGAUCUAUCUGCCCGGAGGACGUAAGUGGCGCAACGCUAAGGACGCUUUCAAUGAGCAGUUUAUCGCCGAAGUGAUCAGCUCCCAGGCUGAACUGAUCCAGGGAACCACGCUCGGGAACAUUUACGAAAGUCCUCAUCUUGGUUACGAUGAUAGGGUCAACUUUCUCAAGUAUCAGAAGCCGGAGAAGGACCUCACGUUCAUCAAAAACAGCGACGUGUACAAGUUGAUCCACGACCAGGACGCCCCGAAGAGCGGUAUUGAGUUGCGUCCGGAGCUUGUCUUGGCCGAGGAGGACGUCCGAAAGGUAAUGCACGACGAAACCAUCUUUCAGCCCCGCAAAGAUCGGUGCUUUCUGUACCAAAAUUGAUCGAAUUCCAUCUUUCAAUCUUUCAUCUUCAUCAUCCCAUUCAUGCUCAUCGAACCUCGAAUUGGCACCUGAUCCUGUCGCCUCCGCAAAACGUGCCUCUGCUCCUCAACUGCGCGAUCGGACGAUUCAUGCCUCGGACAGUGUGUAUCACCGUGUUGAAGAAAUCCAACCUUAGAGUUUGUGCAUAUUGUACUACCCCAAAUGAUCCCCAAUUCCCUUGAUUGAGUUGCUUUUGCCAAGUUCUCCGAACCUACUAUUUUUACCGAACGCUACGAUUGAUCAGACGUGAUCAGUCUGGUGAUUUCUGAUCGAACAGCAAAACAAAGACUAUUUGUAGAUUUAAGGAUUUUAAUUUUAGGAACAACUUUUCAACAUCCUUUCCCUCGCCAGAAUCCAUUGCACAUACACUCGUAACACUUGCACUUGUUCACAUUAGAUUUAAUUUGUUGACUUUGAUCAGUAGUUGGUAGAGUUAGACAAUGCCAAAGCGUUGUGUCGUAGAAUAAUGAGUCAUACAAAUUCGCGUGUAGUUUUGUUUCUUUCUCUCAUCCCAUUAGUCCAAUCGAGGCAUUAUUAUUUACUCUAGAGUUAAGUGUUCAGACGAUGGAAAUAUACAAGAUUAAAUCUGG